CGGAAUCAGUCGCAAACGAACAACGAACCAUCGAAGUUUAGAAAAAAUAUUCGAGAAACAAAAACCAAAAGGCGAUCGCGCGCGCGCUUUUUCCUGCUCGAGAAAAACCCGAACAACCGAACCAAAAAAAAAAACACCGAAAACGAAUAGCGAACAAAACGAAAAUAAAUUUGGAAAUUCGAAACAGAAACAACAAGAAAAACCAAAAAACAGAAAAACAGAAAAGCAAAAAUUGCAAUUGUUUUUUCCGAUUUUUCUGUGGGUUUUUGGUCUGUGUUUUGACAAAUUUUCUGCCGUUUGUUUUGCGGCGCGCGCGUGUGCAUUGCCAAAAACGAAUCGAGGAAUAAAAUGAAAUGAAAAUAGAAUACAAGUAAAAAUAAAAACAAAAGGAGGAAUCAAAAAAUAAAACGAGACGCACAUUUUCUCAGUUUACGUUGCAUGCCGCAUGCCGUCUAUAUAAUAUUAUAUAUAUAUACAUAUAUAUAGAUACGAUAAAAGCGAAUUGCUGGCCCAAAGCAAAAGGCAGAGGAAUAGUUUUUUUCGUAGUUUUUUUUUAGAGGCGUUGCCCGCCGUAUACCCAUGAGAAUCGAAACGAAAACGAAUCGAAUCGAAAAACUGGCGCAAGGCUCAAUCCGUAAAACGAAAGCCCUCCUCGUUAUAUAAUUAUAGAAAACACGUGCCUGUCUCGCUGGAUUUGAAGCCCUGAAGGCUACGAUAAUUACUUCAGUGCUGAUUAUGUGGAAUACUCAUUUCGAUCCUUUGCGAAAUCAGCCAAUGCUUAUCGUGAAGCGUCUCAGACCCCCGGAAGACGGAGGGCGACGAUUGAGGAAUUGAAUUGAACAAAACGAAUCUACGUCACGAAACGAAAGGAAAGGAAACACUGCUCCAAAACGAAAAUAUAACCAAAAUCUAAACCAAAUAUAAAGAAAAAACCAACAACGAACGAAACAACAACAACAACUACUGCGACAACAACAACAACAACCAUAAAGACAAGCCUACAUAUAGGAAUCUAUAGAAUAUAUAUAUAUUUAAAGAUAGAUAGAAGAUCUUUUGCUUUUUGAUGUAAAUAUUAAUAAUUUAAAACAAAGAAGAGUUUUCAUUUAGAUUUAAAAAUAAAUUAGAAACUGUUUCUGUUGAUUUUUGAUUGAAUAUACUAUAUAUAUAUCAUUGUUGUCCCAUUAUAUUGUUGAUUAACGAAUAACGAAAACUAGUCAUUGCGCCCAACUGUGCGUAUACGUGAUCAGACAUUGCGUAUACAUAAUAUUAAGAGAGAGAUUAGCACAUAAGAGAUAGCUUAGGAUCUAGAUAGGAAGGAAACAACGAACAAAUGAUGAAAAAUCUCAAUGGUAGAGCGCAUAACGCGUGCUACCAUCCCUACCUCCAUCAGCUGCAUCAGGCACAACAGCUACAGCAACAGCAACAGACACAGCUGCAACAGACACCACAUACGACUCAUACGCAACAAAACGGCCUGACGCAGAACGCUCAACCGCAGAUACAAUGGCCAUAUAAUGCCUCUGCUGCUGCCAAUCAAUACUACCAACAACAACAACAGCAAGAGCAGCAAAUGUUACGUCAGCGACAAUUGCCCACGCAGCAGCCGGCUGCCUCCUACGAGCAGCAGCCGCAGCAACACCAACAUCUGCAACAGCAACAGCAACAGCAGCAUCAGCUGCGGCAAACGUUUACCAAUGCAGCAACCAACACCAACGCCGCCGCCAUGGCCGCCAUGUGCCAAAUGCAGAACUUUUUUACACAACAACAGCAACAGGAAUUCAACAACAAUUGUGCGCACAUUAAUUACAAUCAACAGCAACAACAACAACCAACAGCAGCAGUGGCAACCACCACGCCAACUCAAAAAGCAACACCAACAAAAACUACACCAACGAAUAAUCCAACAACAACAACGAAUAAUUCAACAACAACGAAUGGCGACAAGUUUGCUAUGGAUGCCAGUGAAAUUGCCAGUUUUUUAGCCAGCGAGCUAUUUAUGCAGCAGCUCGGAACAUUCGAUGGCAUACAGAGUGCACCAACGCUGACGACGCCUACGCUGACGCCGACCACGCUGCGCAGCAUUGAGGAGACAUUCUACGAGAUGACCAACGAUGCACCAUAUCAGGCCGGCUUCAAGCCACCCCCGCUGGCCCCAUUGGUCAACAACAACAACAACAACAACAACAACAAUGGCAACGGCAAUGGCAAUGGAAAUGGCAACGGUUUGGCAUCAUCUGUGGUACCCACAACAACCACAACGGCCACCAUCAUUGGUGUGAGCAAUCCGCUGAUCAGCCAGCAGCAGCAGCAGCAACAGCAGCAGCAGGUAUUCGAUUGCGGGGCCAGCGUUAUGCCCGGCAGCGAUACGGAGGAGUCCAACGGCUCCUGGGCCGAUGGGCAAAUGAAUGAGGAUCAGAGCAUAUCCGAUACUUCAAGUGGAGCCACAGACAGCACCUCCUAUCAGAACGGACACAUGAUGGGCAACAGCGGCGGCGGUACUGGCGGCGCCAAUAACUUCAGCAACGUCCUGGCCGCAGCCGGACGCAACACAAAUACCUCAAACAGUGCCACACCGGCGCGUCGCGGCGGCGGACGGCGCCCGAACAGGUCCGCCAAUAUGACGCCCGAGGAGGAGGAGAAGCGUCGCAUCCGGCGGGAGAGAAACAAGCAGGCGGCGGCACGCUGUCGCAAGCGACGCGUCGACCAGACCAACGAACUCACCGAAGAGGUCGAGCUGCUGGAGAAGCGGGGCGAGAGUCUGAAGAAGGAGAUGGAGCUGCUCAACGAGACGAAGAACCAGCUGGAGUACUUCCUGCAGGCACACCGUCCCACGUGCCAGAAGGUGCGUGCCGAUAUGCUCAGCGUGACCACCUGCAACGGGCUGAUCGGGCCAGCGGCCCUCCUCAGUGCCGGCAGCUGUGGCAGCGGCAGCAGCCACCACAACAACAACAGCAACAGCAAUGACAGCAGCAGCGGCACGAUCACCGGCCUCGAUGCCACCCUGAACUCCACCGGGCGCAGCAAUUCGCCGCUCGAUCUCAAGCCGGUGCCAAUCGACGAGGAUCUGCUGCUGCACAUCAAGGACGAGCCGCUCGACGGUGCGUUGGACUCGAGCUCCUCGCUCGACCAGGACGGACCGCCGCCGCACAAGCGCUUUGCGCUGCCCAACAUUGCCACGCUGAUGACGCCCACCGGUCCGGCGGGGUCGCUGCAGACGCCCGUCUCGGGCACGGCGCCGCAUGGCUUUGGUAGCUUCCCCACCACCAUCAGCAACAUCAGCAGUAUCCACAACGGCCCCACACUUAACACUCUGAACAAGAUGCCCAAGGAGCGGCCCAACACGCUGGCCUUCCAACGGCCCUUCGGCGGCCAGAUGCAGCUGAGCGUGAGCGGCAAGGCUCCCACGCAGAUACAGGGCGUGCCCAUCCAGACACCGUCGACGGGCACCUUCAACUUUGAAUCCCUGAUGGACGGGGGCACCGGGCUGACGCCCGUCUCCGGUCCGCUGAUCCCCAACUGCACCUCGCAGAACAAGCACCCACUGGAGCUGCCCACGCCCACAACCGAGCCGUCCAAGUUGGUCAGCUUAUAACCGGUAUAGGGCCGGGGGCAGGGGCGGGAGCGGGAGCCGACGUACGGCGCUAACAAAGUCAGACUUAAGUUAAGUUUUAUAUAAUGAAUGAACUACGAUUAUGAGCAUAUUGUAUCUACACCUAGGCGACGAACAUUUUGCUAGCUCUAACGAUGUUUUGUUCAUUUUUGUAAUCGUAUCUGUAACGAAUAUUUCGUAGGCCCCCCACCGUCCUGCGGAGGAGAAGGGUACUCUUGUUUUCCGUUUAACUUUAAUGUUUUUGUAUUAUUAUCUUUAUUACGUUUAAUUUAUGAUUUUUCUACGCGUAGUAGUAUGUCUUUAUGCCGGAGGAGUGUUUUGUGCAAUUUUGAAACCUUUUUCAUUUGCGUGUUAUAUUUUCCAAAAAUAUACAAACGACAACAGAUCGGAUCGAUGGACGGAUGGAUGCAUCAUGAUGCAUGCUAGCUCGUUGUAUGCCUGACAUUUUUCAGCCUGAGGCGCAAGCGUCCAGGCCGGAAAAUGCAAAACCGAAUGAUUGGAUGGAAAGGGAUUGAAGUGGAUGGAUGGAAGGAUGCGUUGUGAUAUUUAUUAUAAAACAAAUAAACAAAAAGUAGAAAGCAAACAAAAGAAUUAAACGAAGCGUAUAAUGAAAGGAACUAAGCCGGUUUUAAAAUUGUACAUUUAAACGAAAUUUGCAUAUAUUCAAUACAGAAGAAAUACAAACAUACAAACUACAUACAAUGCCUUGAGAGAGAAUUAAGAAAUGCAACAACAAAUUUAUAUAAAUAUAUACCUACAAUAUGUACGUUUAAACAUUAAACCUAAACAAUAAUCGCGUUGAUUGAUGAUAACGAUGCCAGUUUUAUAUUGAAGCCGUAGCACUUGUGAGACGAUGGGAUGAGAUACAAGAAAAUAUUGUAUACUUAUUGUACGACGAUUACUCUGUAAGCCUGCAGUAGAAGAGCCCAAAUAUAUUUUUACUAAACGCAACGAAAGCGCUAUUUUCAAAUACAAUUUAUAAGAACAAACAAAAACCAAUAAUGACAAAGCAAAGCAAUUAUUUAAUAUGUAAUUAAUGUAUUACGCAAAACAAAACGAUCAUAAUAUUAUAAUGCUAUUUCCACAAUAGAUCAGAAUCAGGUAACAGAACAUAGAUGGCCCCUGUGUGGCAGUAUGUUCUACAUUUUCUACAUUUAUCCAAACACACAUACCACACACACAAAAUAUUGAUCGACAGGAAACUGUAGCAAGAGUUACGAUACGAUGCACUUAAAGGGCAGAAAACACAAACACACACACCAAAAUUGACAAAAAAUAAAUAAAAUAAAAACUACCGAAAAAA
Drosophila miranda is the source of this 4913-nucleotide messenger RNA. RefSeq names its product transcription factor kayak (gene kay). Gene Ontology annotation, cellular component: nucleus. The transcript has 3 exons. Gene Ontology annotation, molecular function: RNA polymerase II cis-regulatory region sequence-specific DNA binding; DNA-binding transcription factor activity, RNA polymerase II-specific. Gene Ontology annotation, biological process: regulation of transcription by RNA polymerase II. NCBI's taxonomy places the organism in Eukaryota, Metazoa, Arthropoda, Insecta, Diptera, Drosophilidae. The record is from RefSeq and is a predicted model, not a curated record. The coding region runs from base 1331 to 3592 and encodes 753 amino acids.